Messenger RNA from Oreochromis aureus, 5744 nucleotides. RefSeq names its product malignant fibrous histiocytoma amplified sequence 1 (gene mfhas1). NCBI's taxonomy places the organism in Eukaryota, Metazoa, Chordata, Actinopteri, Cichliformes, Cichlidae. Gene Ontology annotation, molecular function: protein binding. Bases 388 to 3471 code for a protein of 1027 amino acids. The record is from RefSeq and is a predicted model, not a curated record. The transcript has 3 exons.
CCUUCACUUCCACUCCCCGCUCCCAGGAAGCGACACGGCGGUUCGGAAAGCGCUCACAAACGCGCACAUCCACCAGGACGGAAAGAGGCGGAGGACGGCUAAUGGAGGCGAUGAGGGCGGCGGUGAUGACCGGAGGAGAAGCGAGGCUCCGGAGCUUGGGUUUGAAGCCGGAGCUGUGAGCGCUGAGGUCUGCCUUUAUUGUGUGCUGAGUGGCGCAGGAGAAAAGGAUGCCUCCGCGGCCGCGCACACGCCUCCCGCUCCUCUCAACAAACUCGAUCAUUUCCCGACUCGAAGCGAAUCGUCUGCCCUCUCAGGAGGAGGGUUUGUGGGUGAGGAGCGCGCUGAUUUCUGAGGGACUCCGUCCACCAUGCUGCCUGCUCAGGAUCCAUGAAAACUCUCAAUGAAAACAAGGAGAAGGAGGCGGAGGAGGAGGGGUCCGGCUGCAGCGCCAUGGAGGACAAGGAGAACAAUCUGAAAACGGCCAGGCUGUGGAGGGAUGCCGCCCUCCGCUCCAGGAAGCUGCGGAGCAACCUGCGGCAGCUCACCCUGUGCUCCAAAAACAACCAGAUCAUCCUGCCAGAGGACAUAGCCGACAUCGAGGCGCUCAACCUGGGAAACAACUCCCUGCAGGAGCUGCCGGACGGCCUGGGAUCCUCCCUGAACAACCUGCGCGUCUUGGUCCUCCGCAGGAACAAGUUCAGCUCUGUCCCUAGGGUAGUGUUUGAGCUGGGGCGGCUGGUGGAGCUCGACAUGAGCCACAACUGUUUGAGGAGCCUUCCUGAGGGCGUGGGGCAGCUGAGAGGGCUGAAGAAGUUGUGCAUCAGUCACAACAAAAUCCAGCACCUGCCGGCUCAGAUCGGAGCUCUGCAGUCUUUGGAGGAGCUCGACAUGAGCUUCAAUGACCUGCAUGACUUCCCCAGGUCGUUCUCCGGCCUCGCCCGCCUGCGAACUCUGGACGCAGAUCACAACAAGCUGAACCAGUUCCCCCCCGAGAUCAUGGCCCUCGGUGAGCUGGAGGAGCUUGACUGCUCUGGGAACAAGUUCGAGGUGUUACCAGCGGACGUUUGGAAGCUGCAGUCCAUCAAAAUCCUGUGGCUCAGCAGCCUCCACAUGUCCUCCUUACCCCACACUUUCUGUCACCUGCAGCACCUGGAGAGCCUGAUGUUGGACGGGAACCACCUCACAGAGCUGCCCCCCUCCUUCGGCAACCUGCAAAGUCUCAAAAUGAUCAAUCUGUCCUCAAAUGACUUUGAAAACUUUCCCCAGGUUAUUUUGAGCAUAAUGGGAUUAGAGGAGCUUUACCUGAGCAGGAAUAGACUGAUUCAUAUUCCAGAGGAAAUCGGCCAGCUGGGGAAGCUGGUGAACCUGUGGCUGGACAAUAACAGCAUCACAUAUCUGCCUGACUCCAUCGUGGAGCUGGAGAAUCUGGAGGAGCUCGUUUUACAGGGUAACCAAAUAGCCAUUCUUCCAGAUAAUUUUGGAAAGCUUUCCAAAGUGAACAUUUGGAAAGUGAAGGAUAACCCUCUGAUCCAGCCACCGUACGAGGUGUGCAUGAAGGGAAUCCCAUACAUCGCAGUGUAUCAGAAGGAGCUUGCGCACUCUCAGUUUGCCGUGAAGCCGCGGCUCAAACUGGUCCUGAUGGGGACCCAAAACGCAGGGAAAACCCGACUGAGGCAGAGCCUGGUGAGCACGCAGCAGGACGCUAGCAGUAACCAGGGAAACAAAGGAAUUGAAGUCACCAAUUGGGUGGCAGACGCUGAUCGCCACCUCACAUUCCUCGUGUAUGACCUGUCAGGGAAGCAAAACUACGACCUGAUCAAACCCUUCUUUCUCUCCCCCGGUGCUCUCUACAUUCUCGUCAUCAACCUCAAAAUGUACUCGCCCAAGAACUUUUACACCCAUGUUGGGUAUUUCCUCCACCUGCUCUGCGCCAAAGUGCCCCAUGCUGUAGUCUGUUUGGUGGGCACGCACACAGACCUGUGUGCAGAGGUGGAGGUGGAGGAGAAGACUCUGGACAUCCACAGGCAGAUUGGCCUGCAGGAGAAGAGGGACAUCCAGAGUUUAAGGGGGCUGGCUCUGCAGGUGGACCAGGCUCUGGAGCAGGGCUACAACGUCCGCACCUCCAGCCCUCACGUCCUCUUUUACGGUGUCACUGACAAGAACCUGAGGCGCCGAAAAGCCCAGCUGCAGUACAUGCUGAACCACCGGCUGCAGAUCCUCUCUCCUGUCCUGAGAGUUAGCAGCACAGGUGCUCAGAGGAACAUCCCAAGGCUGAGAGAGAAGCUCAUGUCCGUUGCAGAACACAGGGAGAUUUUCCCCAACCUCCAUCGUGUGCUGCCAAAGUCCUGGCAGAUGCUGGAGGAGCUGCACUUUAAGCCCAAAGACCUGUGGCUCUCGUGGUGGGACUCAGCCCGCCUGGGCCUGCAGGCGGGGCUCACCGAGGACCGGCUGCAGAGCGCUUUAUCCUACCUGCACGAGAGCGGGAAGCUGCUCUACUUUGAGGACAGCCUCACACUGAAGGAAUAUGUUUUUCACAAUCUUCCACGAUUCAUCGCAAUUCUCAAUGUGUUCUUCCAGAGGGAUGAGUCCACCCUGCUGGACCGGCUCCUCUCUGAGGGGGAGAGAGGGGACAAGGGGAGGGUGAGUCUGGUCAUAGAGGAUGAGAAGGGAGAGAACCUCAGGGUCACCCAUCUGCAGCACCACGUUGAGGGCUUCCUCCAGCAUGGACUCUUACCCUCUAAUGUCAUCCGCUUGCUCCUCAGACCGCUCAUCCAGACCCAGCAGGACCUCCACCUCAUCAUGGAGCUACUGGAGAAGAUGGGGAUCUGCUAUUGCAUCAACAAACCCCGCAGCAAGCCUCUGAAUGGCGCGACUGUGUGGUACAAGUUCCCCAGCUACGUCAGCAGCGAGGAGGUCCAGGUGGAUGCUUCAGCCGGCGGGAGCUCUCUGCCUCUGUGUAACUUCUUCUCCGUGGAGCAGCUGCACAUCCAGUACAGUUUCCCUUUCCUGUUUCCUCCUGGACUGUUCGCACGCUUCAGCGUGCAGAUCAACAGCCACGUGGUGCAGCGUUCAGACGGCAAGCACCAGAUCUUCGCCUAUCGGGGUAAAGUUCCCGUGGUGAUCAGCCACCGGCCUGCCAAAGGAAAGCUGCAGGUGGAGACUCUUUCCAUCGCCAGCCACGCCUCACUGCCCAACAUCUGGACUGCCUGGCAGGCCAUCACCCCACUGGUGGAGGAGCUGAACAUGCUGCUGCAGGAGUGGCCCGGUCUGCACUACUCUGUACAUGUUCUCUGUUCCAAGUGCCUCAAGAGAGGGUCGUCCAACCCACACGCCUUCCCAGGUGAGCUGCUGAGCCAGCCGCGGCCCGAAGGCCUCACCGAGAUCGUCUGUCCAAAGAACGGCUCGGAGCGGGUCAACGUGGCCCUCGUUUACCCCCCGACCCCCACCGUGCUCAGCCCCUGUCUCAAAUGAAGCCCCGCCCACCCAUCUACCCCGACCUGGCUCGUCUUCACUGCGUCACCAGAGCCUCCACCUCCGACCUCCGGCUUCCAACGUCUGUCACCUUUCUGAGCCGCCAACCACCACUUCGCCUCCUCCACAGUCAGAGCGAGCAGCUCAACGGGUCUCUGCUUCACGUGUACGUCAGUAAUUACAAAACACAGCAGCGAAGGUCUCUGACCCCUCUUCACGUCGCACUGAGCAGUAUCUGAAGAACUUCAGUGAGCUCGACUCGAUCCACACAGUCUGUAGCAUCUAAUGAGGGUUCCUCCUCCUCAUUCUCGUCCUCAGUCCCGUUACUGAGGCGCGCUGCUUCACACAUUUCUCUCUGAACAGUAACGUCCACUUCCUUCUGUGUGAAUCUACGGGUGUAAAGACUGAAGGACAUCUGGAUUUUCUGUUAUUUCAUACAGUGAGUCUGGGAAACUGAUGUUUGGGUCUCCGCUGGAGACACAGAGCGACUCUGAUCACGACGCGCUCUCAGGUGUUCGUGGGACGGACUUACCUGCAGACAGCAGGAAGACGGCGGUCACAGUUACUAAUGUGUGCGCACAGUUUGUCUCUGUGACAGGAUGACAGUGCAGACUGCAGGACUUUGGCCUCAAACAUGUCUCACACACACCCAAGCUCUUUGUUUCCAUGCAACAUCAUUUUGACGAUCUCUGAUUAUAAGCUAUGAAGCGGAGUUCAUUCAGCAGGAGGACGUAAACGCAGUUACAGCAUCAGCGCUGUAUCAAGCAUCAGAAGGUGUUCAUUUCACACAGACAAUGGGAAAUAACAACAACUCACACAUGACUGUGAGAAAAUAAUGGGAAAUAAUGCUUACCAGUGGGAAACAGUGGGAUUUAAUGGUUAGCAAUACAAAAGCAAUGGGAAAAAAAUGCAAAGCAGUGGGAAACAAUGGCUAACAAUGGGGAAAAUGGAUAAUAAUGUUUCACAAUUAGAAAAUGAUGGAAAGUAAAGGUAACAAUUACAAAACUAUGACGGGUUAAAAAUGCAGAAAUCAUGAAAAUUAAUGAUUCACAAUAUAAAAAUGAGGUUACUAGCUAACAGUGUAGAAACUGUUAGCAGUGCAGAAAUAAUGAGAAUUACUGUUUGACAAUUAGAAAACAUUGGAAAUUAUUGGUGAUUGGCUCUGUUACCUCUGGGAGAACGGGGAUGAGCUAACGGGGAAAUGCAUGAAAGUCUUAAAACCACAUGUGACAAAAACAGCAGGAAGUUCAACCAUUUUUCCUCUGGCGUGUUUUACCCCAUUAGUGACCUUAAUUAAAAAAUGAACUUAAGUUCAUUUAUGAAAUAAGUAAAUGAACAAAGUUCUAGAAGCUCUGAGAGCAUCAGGGCUUCGAGAGGGACAUUUAUUAUUUUACGGUCUCUCCUUCUCUGAAGUUCAUCAAAUUAGGUUCAGUUCAUCUCCCAUGAAACCCACGAAAAAAGCAGCACUAGCAGGACCAUGUAGCCGUUCACUGAACAUUUCUUUUUUCGUUAUUAUCUGGUGAAUAUAUGUUUCUCCUAAAACAUUUCAGACUGGGACAACAACAACAGUCACAUGAUCACAUAUUAUCAUGUGUGCAACUAUAAACACAAUCAGUGUUUAACCGUGUGACGUUUACGGCAGCGUAUAUCACAAACAUUAUUCACGACACACUGUAAGGGAACUGAACAGGUAACAAGACGUUUCAGAGUGAAUUUAUUAAAAAAAAUAAAACUUUUUUUUUUUUUUACAUGAAGAUGAUGAAACUGAUUUUUUCAGCCGUGAGAAACGGGAACGCUGAGUGUGGAGAUCCUCCUCUGACUGAGCUGUUCAAACGUUUCCACAGUGUGGGGUGUGCAAUGGUGUGGGGCUGCUGAGGUUUCGGAGCCUGUGGUCUGCACUCGCUCUCAGACACACUGUGAUGAACACACUGAUGUGAAGGUAGCAGACGAGCCUUCGGGCCGAGGAUGUGGCACGUGUACAGAUAUUUAUGCAUCUUCUAAUGAAACCACAGUGAUUUCUACACGUUGAACUUCUUUUCACUGUCUGAUGAAAACACUGACACGUGCUGAUGGGAAAAUGUUGUUGUUUGUAAAUAAUAUCUUUAUUUUUGUAUGUUGGCCUGAGGUGUCGCCACUCGAGCUUUGACUUUCUUUACAGUGCAAUGAUGUGCAUGACUCACUGUGAGGCUGCACACGGGGUUUUCUAUGUAGCUCCUUCCAGCGUCUCACAGUUCAUCAUGAAAUACCAAAUAAACACUGACUGCUUUAAUACC